AUCACCAUGCAUAUGGAUUCACUUCCGGGUCAUUCAUUACAUGCUCUACAUUGCGUAACUUAACACCGGUGAGGCAAUGGAGGAGUACGCACGUGAACCUUGCCCAUGGCGGAUAGUAGAUGACUGUGGAGGGGCCUUCUCCAUGGGAGUGAUUGGAGGAUCUGUCGUUCAUUCCAUCAUCGGAGCAAGGAAUGCACCUGCUGGGUACAGGCACAGACUUGUUGGUAGUUUUCUGGCUAUUAAACACAAAGCACCAGUAGUUGGAGGUAAUUUUGCUGUAUGGGGUGGGUUAUUUUCAACAUUUGACUGUGCACUGGUCCACAUAAGGAAGAAGGAAGACCCAUGGAAUUCAAUUACCAGUGGAGCUCUGACAGGUGCUGUCUUAGCAGCAAGAAAUGGUGCUGUGGCUAUGGCAGGCUCUGCGAUGAUUGGUGGUGUUCUGCUGGCGAUGAUUGAAGGUGUUGGAAUCCUCAUGACUAGAAUGUCUGCAGAGCAAUUCAGACCAGUGAACCCACAAAUGGAAGACCCAUCGCAAUUGGAUCAAAAGGGGCCUUCGUUUGGAACUCAGUAUCAAUGAUGAUAAUAAACUUAGUGCAUUGUAGUAAUGAUAUUGCCAUGAACGGACUUGCUUCUCUGUGCGUACUGGGAGUGUGUGUACCUGUAUUGACCAUGGAUCGUCCAGAUUAUUCAAGAGAUUUUUGCUUUGAAAACACCUGGAGGAAGUGAUCAACUUUGAAUCAGUGAACCAAUCUGCCAAACACGCCAUGUGAUGGAAGCUGAGGCGAGACAUGGAUGUGUUUUGAAAACCAUGAUGUUGUCAUCUGAGCAAUGAUACGUGUUCAGCAAUGUACAUGGUAUUCCCGGUGUCAUUUGUUUAAUAUUGUACUAAUUAACAUCUAAAUUAUUGAAUGUCUAUAAAUGAUGAUGGGUCAGAGAACAAAUUGCUCUUAAUUCUUUGGUUUAAGAUUGAUCUGAAGCGAUACAUGCUUCAAAGAUAGAUAUUUGAUCUUUUAAUUUACUUUAAUAUUCCCACUUCCACCCUGUUUGCAUCAAAGCACCUCUGUAAAAGAGAAUUGAAAAUGUAUGACGGUAUAUGUGUACACGUGGAUGAAUCGGAAAGUUGGAAUCAUAUCGAUGUACUUCUCACUGACAUAUGAUAAGAGGUAACAAUGUCGCACAGUGGCAUCACACUGUCUUUCCGGUGCAGACACUUCUGUGCAUUUGGUAUAUGAGGAACUUGGUUCUGUAUUAAAAUGCAUGGUAACUCUGAUUGAUUGUGGUUUAUACAGUACAUCAAGCUGUGAUCAUUUAAACUUUGGCUUUCUCUGAUUUUUCACAGGGCAUCUGAAAAGAAAUAGAACUAAAAUUUCUAGAGUUUGAUACAGAUGUAGUCAAUAUCUUGAUUUGUUAGAAUAAGGAACCUCCAACGAACAUCAUGCAAUACACAAAGUCAUCAGUGGCGUUAUUCAGUGUAUACAUGAUCUUAUUUUAGUUGUAACAUUGUAGAUUAUAGAAUUCAUGCAUUUAUAUUUUGUUAUACUCAUUGGGGGUUCGGAUGAAACAGAGCACUUUAAUGUCAUUUGUAUAGCAGUCUUCGGGUGUUCCUAUUCAUAAAACUGAAAUAGACACCUGAAUACACAUUAAUAUUGCUAAUUAAAUCUUUUAAGUUUCCAUCCAAAUACCAAUCAAUGAAUUUUACAUUUGCUCCAUCACUAGAGUCACAUGAGAAAAAUUACAUGCAAUAGUAGAGGUGUCUUGGUCGAGUGGAUAUGUCACUGGACCAGGGAUCGUAUGGUUUGCGGUUGGAGUCGCUUCGCUGCAAGACAUUAAUCUACAUUUGCCACCCUCCACCGCGGUAUUAAUUGGGUGCCCGGUAGGAUGCAAAUGUUAAUGUGGUUGGAUUGGCACGUGUGCGCUGGUAAAAUAGUGCCUGGCUAGAAUACUCCCCAGGGAGCAGAAAGUGUGCACUAUCAUGAUUAUCGAUGACCGGGGUAAUAAUAAUAAGAAACGUAGUAGUAUCAAAGAGCUAUACAAAUGUGAAUAUUAUUAUUAGUAUUAUGAUUAUUGUUUGAGUUCUCUGCAGUAAUUAAUCUGCAAAGUUCUUUGUGCAUUCAAGGUUGUGAUGGCCUGUCUGUGUGGGGUCCUUUAUCAUAAGUACUUUGUUCGUAAGAAUCCCAUGAUCAAACGCAUGUGUACACACAUGUAAUUUAAAUGAAACGAAGGAAAAGCAGAUUGAGACGUUAAGUGUAACAUUUUUACUGCUUAAACUAUGACCUCAUAGAUUUGACCUAUGGUAGUCCCUUGAAAAUGAGUAUAGAAAGGGAUCGUAACUUCAGUCCAAUGUCACAUUUACUCUCUUGUAAAGUAGUUUCAUAGUUUAU
Strongylocentrotus purpuratus (purple sea urchin) is the source of this 2381-nucleotide messenger RNA. RefSeq names its product mitochondrial import inner membrane translocase subunit Tim17-B. Gene Ontology annotation, cellular component: TIM23 mitochondrial import inner membrane translocase complex; mitochondrial inner membrane. The transcript has 7 exons. Gene Ontology annotation, molecular function: transmembrane protein transporter activity. Gene Ontology annotation, biological process: protein import into mitochondrial matrix. The record is from RefSeq and is a predicted model, not a curated record. Lineage: Eukaryota; Metazoa; Echinodermata; Echinoidea; Camarodonta; Strongylocentrotidae. The coding region runs from base 77 to 577 and encodes 166 amino acids.